AUGGGUGCAAAUCAGUCGAAAGGCGGUGACUCGGGCACUCGCACUCCCACAAAGUCUGGAUCCUCCUCGAACCUCGUUCCUGAUGGCCUCCAGCAAUACCCCUCCUUCAGCAAGUCUGACACGAAAGAGAGCACAUCACGUUCGAUUCGCUCGUCGAUCCGGUCAAAGAUGCGGUCGUCCUCUACCGAUGAUAAGACCGACAGCCCGAGAGCAAGUGGGUCAGCGCUGUCCGGCAUUGACGGCGCAGACAAGAGCGAAACGAGCUCUCUGAAGUCAUCCGCAUCUGUUCGACGUUCUGCGACAGCUCAGUCGCCGACGACGAUCGACGACGAAGAUGACGAAGCUCCGUCUCCAGGCACUGGUACCCCCGUCAGACCUCCGUCUCCGACACAGUCCAAGUCGAUGGGCAAAGGUCACAAGUCCCUAGACCGGGCGCAGCGCACUGGUGAAGUAGGUGCGGUGUCCGAUCAGGAACCCCAUCAGACUCACCACCACUCAGCCACGCAGAAAGCUGGCGAAUCGAUUCUGGUCAAACGAGAGAACCAGAUAAAUCCGCGCUCUCCGGAUACCAAAGCCUCGAUCCGCGCAAAAUUGGCCGAAGGCAUUCCAGGUGUAUCGCCUAGCAGCGCCAUGGCGUUGGGAGACGUGAACGAUCUAGAUCUGGACGACAUGAUCUCGCGGCUGCUCGACGCGGGAUACAGCACCAAGGUCACCAAAGCAGUCUGCCUCAAGAAUGCCGAGAUCACUGCUAUCUGCACGGCUGUUCGCGAGGUUCUCCUGUCGCAGCCUGCGCUAAUCGAGCUCAGUGCGCCGGUCAAGAUCGUGGGCGACAUCCAUGGCCAGUACAACGAUCUGAUACGAUUGUUUGAGAUGUGCGGCUUCCCUCCAGCGUCGAAUUUCCUGUUCCUCGGAGACUAUGUCGAUCGCGGCAAGCAAUCGCUCGAGACCAUUCUCCUGCUAUUCUGCUACAAGCUCAAGUACCCGGAGAACUUCUUCAUUCUGCGAGGCAAUCACGAGUGCGCCAAUGUCACGCGUGUGUACGGGUUUUACGACGAAUGCAAGCGAAGAUGCAAUAUCAAAGUAUGGAAGACGUUCAUCGACACCUUCAAUUGCCUACCGAUUGCGGCCAUCGUGGCAGAGAAGAUCUUCUGCGUUCAUGGCGGUCUCUCGCCGAGCCUAACACAUAUGGACGACAUCAGACAAAUUGCUCGACCAACGGACGUCCCAGACUAUGGUCUUCUGAAUGACUUGUUGUGGAGCGAUCCGGCCGACAUGGAUCAAGAUUGGGAAUCCAACGAGCGUGGCGUGAGUUAUUGCUUUGGCAAGAAGGUGAUCAUCGACUUCCUCUCACGCCACGACUUCGAUCUGUACUGCGGCGAGUUCGAUAACUGGGGUGCUGUCAUGUCGGUGUCAAGCAAUCUUUUGUGCAGUUUCGAGCUCUUGAAGCCGCUCGAUUCGAAUGCUUUGAAGAGUCACAUCAAAAAGGGUAGAAACGCUCGACAGAAUAUGCUCAACAGUCCGCCUGCUCAAGUGUCGGCUCAGAGUUUCUAG
This is a messenger RNA of Cyphellophora attinorum, 1551 nucleotides long. RefSeq names its product Serine/threonine-protein phosphatase PP-Z. NCBI's taxonomy places the organism in Eukaryota, Fungi, Ascomycota, Eurotiomycetes, Chaetothyriales, Cyphellophoraceae. The transcript has 3 exons. Gene Ontology annotation, molecular function: protein serine/threonine phosphatase activity. Gene Ontology annotation, cellular component: nucleus; cytoplasm. Bases 1 to 1551 code for a protein of 516 amino acids. The record is from RefSeq and is a predicted model, not a curated record.